UCAGACAAUUUGCACUGUUUGAAAAAAUUAUUUUUAAGCAGCAUUAGCUACGCAGUUUCUCUCUUAGUUUCUAACUUUCUAAGUAUCAUACUAUAUCUGGUAUCAUUUCUGUUUCCGUUGAACAUGUUAAUAGAUAAUCAAGAUCAAAGGUUCAGGAGGAUGGAAGUUAGGACAGUUGAUAUUCCUGAUGAAUGCUGGGAUUUAGUCUUUAGAUUCCUCGACGACAGCCGCGAUUUGGAAUCUAUUUCGAUGGUCUGCAAGCUGUUCCUUUCAAUUUCAAGCCAAAUUCAACAUUCUCUUAAAAUAUUUGAUCAAACAGUUGAACUCAUUCCUAACCUGUUCAUGAGAUUUCCAAAGCUCACAGUGUUAGACCUCAGUUACUUCAAUGGAAAUCUUGAAGGCCUGCUUCAUCAGAUUUCGCAAUCUGGGUUGGACCUUGAUUCCCUUAAUCUUUCCCAUCAGAGGAAGCUUCCAAUUGAAGGCUUGAGCGAACUCAGUUUGGCGAUGAAGAAUUUGAGGGUGUUGAUCUGCUCAAACAUUGGCUCUCUGGAUGACAGUGAUUUGGAGGUUAUGGCCUCUUGUUUUCCAUUGCUUCAAGAGGUUGACAUUAGUUUUCCAUUGGAUUCUCAAGUAUCGGAUUUUGGGAUAUCGAAGCUGUCUUUAAUGCUUGAGAAUCUGCAAAAGAUUAACCUCUCUGGUAAUCACUUGCUCACUGAUCAAUCACUACUCGCUCUGUGCCGAAACUGUGUGUCAUUGGAAGAGGUUUUGUUCCUGUCCUGUUUUAGAAUAACCCAAUUAGGUAUUGUUUCUGCUAUCCGCUUUCGAGGGAAUUUGGCUUCCAUAGCUUUCAACAUUGAAAAGAGAAGAAUUCAUGGACCUGGUUUGGCACCUAUGCCAAUUAGCCAGGAUUUGAUUGGUGCACUCAAGUGUCUGGAAAGGCUAAUUGCUAUUGAUUUGUCAAAUUCUUUCAUCUCGGACGAGUUGCUCUCUUCAGUCGCAGAAGGUUGUCACAUUCUGAAGAAACUUAUCCUCCAAGGCUGCUGCAAUUUCACAUUUGCUGGAAUCUCCUGUGUGCUAUCAAAGUGUCAAUAUGUUGAGUGUUUGGAUCUUGGAAAAGUUGACUUCCUAACGGAUCAAUGCAUUGCCAAGCUAUCCAUGUUUCUUCUCAAUGUGACCUCUAUAAACCUCAGUGGUUGUUGCCAGCUUACAAAUUCAACAUUUUUCACACUCACAAGAAACUGUACUCUGCUAGCCGAGAUCAGAAUGGAGAGAACAUAUCUUGGGGUAAAAGCCGAUGAAGAAAAAGACAAAGAUCCUUCACUUGAUCUUGUUCCAAACCCUCAGGUGAAAAGUCUUUAUUUGGGUCACAACAUUCUACUUGAUGACGAAACUCUGUUCAAAAUCGCUUCCAUUUGCCCCAAUCUGGAGCUUCUUGACUUAAACUCUUGCAGCAGCAUAUCCGAAGAAGGUAUGGCUGAGGUUCUUAAGAAAUGUACCGAGAUAAGGCACUUGAACUUAGCCUACACAGAAGUGAAGCUGUUAACUAUAGACUCUCAAGUAUCACAAAUGAAGGCGUUGAACUUGUCAGGGUCAAGAAUUGGUGAUGAAACACUCUCAGUAAUCUCAAAAUGGUUCUGUGGACUAGUAGCUCUGGAGAUUCAGAAUUGCAGUGAUGUAACCACAAAAGGGGUGAGGGAAGUAGUGGAAAGCUGCAUGGGAUUGAGAGAGUUGAAUCUGAAGAACUGUGAUUUGGUGAGUGAUGAGUACAUUGCCACCUUGGAGUUUUCAAAGCCAUCAUUGAGGAAAAUAAUCAAACACCUUGCGGGCAUUGCUGUUGAUUAUUACCGAUGAGAAGCUGAUUAUUGGAUCCUGCGUUGUUAAUUGUUAGUUAGCAGAAUAGUAAUAAUGCUUGGUG
Arachis stenosperma is the source of this 1915-nucleotide messenger RNA. RefSeq lists its product as uncharacterized. Gene Ontology annotation, cellular component: SCF ubiquitin ligase complex. The transcript has a single exon. Lineage: Eukaryota; Viridiplantae; Streptophyta; Magnoliopsida; Fabales; Fabaceae. The coding region runs from base 124 to 1851 and encodes 575 amino acids. The record is from RefSeq and is a predicted model, not a curated record. Gene Ontology annotation, biological process: SCF-dependent proteasomal ubiquitin-dependent protein catabolic process. Gene Ontology annotation, molecular function: protein binding.